ACCCCUAAUUGUAUCUACCAUCUGCCUCAUCCUCAACCAGAAAAAUGAAAAGAGGUUUCAAGAACAAAUAUACUGUCUCCCCCCUGAUAUUGUGAGCAUGGCACUUUCGGAUCACCCAGAGGGGGAAUUCAUAUCAUCGAAAACGAAUAAGGAAUUCAGGGUGGAAGACUACCCGAGUUUUAUUCCCUUCAUAGAUAGAAAAAAAUUAACUUCGCAUCCAUAUAUUUUUGCACCUGUUUGCCACUCGGGGCAUUGGUGGUUAUGGCUGAUAAAUACAACAAAGCGGAAAUGUCAUAUACUUGACCCGCUACACAAAAAAGCUCCAAGCGAAGAGAGAAAGCAGAUUAAUAAAUUCACUGGAUAUGUAUUUUCAAGAUUGAGAGCAUAUGCCGGCGGGGAACCUCUGCAGAAAGACGAGAAGGAGAAGGAAAUUAAAGCAUCAUAUGUUAAAAUAUCAGGCCAAAAAACAAGCUAUGACUGCACUAUCUACGUUAUGAAGUGGCUUGAGUUAAUUGAGCCGGAAAACAUUAAAAAGGGGAAGUAUAAAUGGGAUAAUUGGAAACAGGAGGAGGUGGACCACUAUAGAGUGGAGUAUGCUUCCCGGAUACUAUUCAGUGAGAUGAAUAAACAGAGAGAUCGGGCAAUUAGAGAGAGUAGUUCUAUAAGGCUGUCGAAGCCAUCCUCUGUAUUAUUGAGUCUGUUUUGUCAGAUAAAUUCUGCUGAUAUAGAAACUGUGUAAU
Molecule: messenger RNA, 740 nt
Organism: Arachis ipaensis
Lineage: Eukaryota; Viridiplantae; Streptophyta; Magnoliopsida; Fabales; Fabaceae
Source: RefSeq, a predicted model, not a curated record